AUGCAGCUGCAGUUCCGGAGCUGGAUGCUAGCCGCGCUCACGCUGCUUGUGGUCUUCCUCAUCUUCGCAGACAUCUCGGAGAUCGAAGAAGAAAUCGGGAAUUCUGGAGGCAGAGGUACAAUCAGAUCAGCUGUGAACAGCUUACAUAGCAAAUCUAAUAGAGCUGAGGUUGUAAUAAAUGGCUCUUCACUGCCAGCUGUUGUUGACAGAAGUAAUGAGAGCAUUAAACACGGCAUCCAGCCGGCUUCAUCCAAAUGGAGACACAACCAGACGCUCUCUCUGAGGAUCAGGAAGCAGAUUUUAAAGUUCUUGGAUGCAGAAAAGGAUAUUUCUGUCCUUAAGGGGACCCUGAAGCCCGGAGACAUCAUUCAUUAUAUAUUUGAUCGAGACAGCACAAUGAACGUUUCCCAGAACCUCUAUGAACUCCUUCCCAGAACCUCACCCCUGAAGAAUAAGCAUUUCCAGACUUGUGCCAUCGUGGGCAACUCGGGGGUCUUGCUGAACAGCGGCUGUGGGCAGGAGAUUGACACGCACAGCUUCGUCAUAAGGUGCAACCUGGCUCCAGUUCAGGAGUAUGCCCGGGACGUGGGCCUCAAGACAGACCUAGUGACUAUGAACCCCUCAGUCAUCCAGCGGGCCUUUGAGGACCUGGUGAACGCCACGUGGCGGGAGAAGCUGCUGCAGCGGCUGCAUGGCCUCAACGGCAGCAUCCUGUGGAUACCUGCCUUUAUGGCCCGGGGUGGCAAAGAACGUGUGGAGUGGGUCAACGCUCUCAUCCUGAAGCACCACGUCAACGUCCGCACGGCCUACCCUUCCCUGCGCCUGCUGCACGCAGUCCGAGGAUACUGGCUGACCAACAAAGUUCACAUAAAAAGACCAACUACUGGCCUCUUGAUGUACACCCUGGCCACACGCUUCUGCAAUCAGAUCUACCUCUAUGGCUUCUGGCCCUUUCCACUGGAUCAGAAUCAGAACCCCGUCAAGUACCACUAUUAUGACAGCCUCAAGUACGGCUACACCUCCCAGGCCAGCCCCCACACCAUGCCCUUGGAAUUCAAGGCCCUCAAGAGCCUGCAUGAGCAGGGAGCAUUGAAACUGACGGUCGGCCAGUGUGACGGGGCUACGUAA
Molecule: messenger RNA, 1128 nt
Organism: Arvicola amphibius (Eurasian water vole)
Lineage: Eukaryota; Metazoa; Chordata; Mammalia; Rodentia; Cricetidae
Gene: St8sia2
Product: ST8 alpha-N-acetyl-neuraminide alpha-2,8-sialyltransferase 2
Exons: 6
Coding region: 1-1128 (375 amino acids)
Biological process (GO): oligosaccharide metabolic process; N-glycan processing
Molecular function (GO): alpha-N-acetylneuraminate alpha-2,8-sialyltransferase activity
Source: RefSeq, a predicted model, not a curated record